CGACCGGACCGUGGCGCAAUCAAACAUCACCUAAACAAAAGAAGGCAUUCAAUAGUGAACGAGCCGUGUAUGAAGCCAUGGACGGCGGCGUGCUCGCCAUCUUGGUGAACGUCAGCUUCGUGGCCGUGCUGGCCAUCGCAUUCUUCAUGAUGCGGCGCAAGCUCAUUCGAGUGCACACGCGGCGGCUUCGCGAGCUGGCGGCGCCACUGCUCGGCAAUUCCUUAACUACGAAUGAUCACCGCCUUGACACGGCCACGCGAGAGGCCGAGAAGGGCUUCGAAGUGUGCGCUGUGUGCGAGUUCGAGAACUUCAAGGACGCGCUCUUCUGUUCACUCUGCGGGGAACGCAUGGGGACGCCUGAGGAGUCUGAUAACAGCAGUAAUAACAGGAGAAAGCGCCGUCGGAAAGAAAAGAAAGAACGCAGGACUAAAGAGAGAGCAGCCGUGCUGCCACGCCAUUUGACGGAGCGCCAGCUUCGUGCCAGGAAGCGCAAGGAAUGGACGCGGAAAUUGGACGUUGAGGGCAACAUGUUCUGGUUCCGCGUGAAGGAAGGCAGUGGACCUAUGGUGCCAGGACGCGUGGGUAAAGUGAUCCGGUUCGUGAAGCCCAACGAGAACCCGAAGAUGCCUGGACAGGUGAACGGACCUGUCGCGAUACAGAGCGAGGUGGCCGUCGUGGAGCCGGCUAAAGUCAAGGUGUUUAAUGAAGUGGCUGACAUGGAUAUCAUCCCAGCCACGAAAUGGGACGCUGCGGCCCGUGCUACCGGCGAGUUGCUGGAGGAUGACACACAGACAGGAGUCGAACGUCGUCGCGAGACACUCGAACUGGCGGCGAAGGAUUUUCCGUCGAAAUACGCCUAUUUUGUCAAAACCACGGCGUCGUUGCUAGUCCCACCUGAAGUCGAGUUCCUUAAGCUGUCGCUUCACAGAGACUACAUGUUUGAGGAGUCGAUGGAGCAUCUAGGAUGCAUAGACGAGAAGUAUAUUCGCUCGGCGAUGCGUAUCAAUUUCCUCGAGGAAAACGGAGUGGACGCUGGUGGACUACAUCGCGAGUGGUUCAUGAUGCUUACGGAGCUGCUGAUCGACCCGAAAACGGGGCUGUUUAAAGCUACGAACGGGGAGGACCGCGCCUUUUUCCUGAACUCAAACUCCCGCUACGACAAUGGAGAGGAACAUCUUAUUUACUUUUACGGAGCGGGAAGGCUGCUGGGGCGGGCGCUGCUGGAGGGAACAGUGCUCAACUUCCACCUGUGCGUCCCGCUUCUCAAGCUCAUCUUGGGUACGCCGCUGUGCAUGGACGAUGUAAAAUAUUUUGACCCAGAAGUCUACAAGAGCAUGACGUGGAUACUAGAGAAUGAAGGCGUGGAAGCGCUGGACCUGGACUUCAGCGUGAUGGAACGCGUGGGUGAUCGCGCCAUGACAGUCGAUCUCAUACCUAACGGACGCAACAUCGAGGUGACCGACGCUAACAAGCACGAGUACUUGGAAAGGAAGUUCGAGCAUCUGCUGCUACGCAGUGUAGCCGACCAGCUCUACGUAUUUCUCAAGGGUGUGUACGAGGUUAUACCACAGCAUUUGUUGAUGCUGUUCGACUACGAAGAGCUGGACUACCUCAUGUGUGGUUCGCCAGAGAUUGAUGUGGACGACUGGGAGAAGAACACGUCGGUGGCUGAGAGUGUGGCACGAUCACCAACUCUCGCCUGGUUCUGGGAAAUCGUAAGGGAGAUGCCCAAUGAGUAUCGACGACGUUUGCUGCAGUUCACCACCGGCUGCUCUCGUGUACCGCUCGUGGGCUUUAAGGGACUGACAAGCUACGAUGGCAAAGUGUGUCUAUUUACGAUCCGCGGAAUCGUGGGUGCACCCGACGAGUUCGUGCGCAGCUACGCAUGCUUUAAUCGACUGGACUUGCCGCUGGGCAUCUCACGCUCUGAGCUCAAGCGUAUGCUAUAUGCUGUGCUGGACACGGAACAGUAUGGCUUCACGACGGACUGAUUGCAAAGCGCUGGCGCAAGGUGAGAUACUGACAAGCGAUCCAGACACGAACUUUACUACUUUGGUUGAAGUGUACCAUUUUUUUUUAUUCUGAGCCGCAUAAUCAUGUUUCCUUGAAGGGGGUGUUGACUUUUUGAAGUAAGGAAAACAUCUUCAACUUUGCAUGCUCCAGUAUGUAAGCAAUCAUUCUUAGUCGUCGUGACCCUCGUCCUGAUUCAAAACAAAUGAGAAACGACACCCUCUAAAAUCAAUCGAUCCGUUUGUCAGGAA
This is a messenger RNA of Phytophthora nicotianae INRA-310, 2261 nucleotides long. RefSeq lists its product as hypothetical. NCBI's taxonomy places the organism in Eukaryota, Oomycota, Peronosporomycetes, Peronosporales, Peronosporaceae. The transcript has 2 exons. Bases 78 to 1991 code for a protein of 637 amino acids. Gene Ontology annotation, molecular function: ubiquitin-protein transferase activity. The record is from RefSeq and is a predicted model, not a curated record.